Molecule: messenger RNA, 2788 nt
Organism: Lycium barbarum (goji berry)
Lineage: Eukaryota; Viridiplantae; Streptophyta; Magnoliopsida; Solanales; Solanaceae
Exons: 18
Coding region: 70-2556 (828 amino acids)
Biological process (GO): mRNA export from nucleus
Cellular component (GO): transcription export complex; THO complex
Molecular function (GO): protein binding; RNA helicase activity; ATP binding
Source: RefSeq, a predicted model, not a curated record
AUUUUGAAUUCUGCAUUCUCCCAACCCUUUGUAACUCGAUUUGCUAAACCCCGAAAUAUUGAGGUAGCAAUGGGGACAACAGCCAUGGACUGCCGUAACUGGGACGAAGACAUGUACAGAGAUUCCGUUAUACGGGAAAGACAAUCCCAAUGCCGAACUGUUUUCCGUACUGCAUUUGCCCCGAACCCGAACCAUGAUUCCUAUCCGGACCUCAUCGUCGCCGCCAUUAGCGACGGCUCCAUCGCCUCUUACCCUAUCUCUUCUUGCCACGAAUUGAACUCUGCUGCCAAUUCAUUGGUGCCAGUUGCUGAACCUAGUUGGAUGGUACAAGGACAUGAUGGACCUUCUUAUGAUGUUACAUUUUAUGGUAACCACGAAGAUUCGUUGUUAUUGAGUUGUGGUGAUGAUGGUCGGAUUCGAGGAUGGAAGUGGAAAGAAAUGUUGGAGUCUAAGGAAUCGGCACAAGGAGGUGUAUCAAAGCCGGUACUUGACUUGGUAAAUCCUCAAAAGAAAGGUCCGUGGGGUGCGCUUUCGCCAAUUCCUGAAAAUAAUUGCAUGGCUGUUAAUAAUCAGACCGGAUCCAUUUUUGCUGCUUCUGGUGAUUCUUGUGCAUACUGCUGGGAUGUGGAGAAGAAUGAAAUAAAGAUGGUUUUUAAAGGACAUUCAGACUACUUGCAUUGCAUUGUUGCGCGAAAUUCUCACAAUCAGGUUAUAACUGGUUCAGAGGAUGGGACAGCACGAAUAUGGGAUUGCAGAAGUGGUAAAUGUAUUCAAAUAAUUGAUCCCCAGAAGGGUAAGAAGUUGAAGGAGUUGUUUCCAUAUGUCAGUUGCAUAGCACUUGAUGCAAGCGAGAGUUGGCUGGCGUGUGGAAGUGGCCGGUCUUUAUCUGUUUGGAAUCUUCAAGCUUGUGAAAGUGUUUCAUGUAUCACGACAAGUGCUGCUAUCCAGGGUGCAGUAUUUGAUGAUAAUCAAGUUUUAGCUGUUGGAGCGGAGCCUCUGCUUAGUCGCUUUGACCUGAAUGGAGAUAUUAUUUCACAGAUACCAUGCGCUCCUCAGUCAUUGUUUUCCGUUUCUGCACAUCCUUCAGGGGUCACAGCAGUAGCUGGUUACGGAGCAUUAGUGGAUAUUGUAUCACAAUUUGGAAGUCAUUUGUGCACAUUCCAGUGCAAAGGAGUUCAGAAGGGACUGCCAAUGCAGCUUAUUAUCCGAGGAGUUUGGGCAAACCCUAACUUCUCUUUAUUCACUUUCACACUAACAACAACUCCUCUUUCUCUUUCUCUUCUCUUUACUUUCAAUCUCACCUUUUCUUCAGUCAUGGCGGGUGAAGCUCCUGAUGGAUCCCAAUUUGAUGCUCGUAAAUUUGAUUCGAAAAUGACAGAGUUGCUAAAUGCUGAGGGGCAAGAGUUCUUUACCUCAUAUGACGAGGCUUGUGAUAGUUUUGAUGCUAUGGGAUUGAAGGAGAACCUCCUGAGAGGCAUUUAUGCAUAUGGUUUUGAGAAACCCUCAGCAAUCCAGCAAAGAGGAAUUGUACCUUUUUGCAAAGGUCUUGAUGUGAUUCAACAGGCUCAGUCUGGAACCGGAAAGACUGCUACUUUUUGUUCAGGAGUUCUGCAACAACUGGACUAUGAACUGUUAGAUUGUCAAGCUUUGGUCUUGGCACCUACUCGUGAGCUUGCACAACAAAUUGAAAAGGUCAUGCGAGCACUUGGAGACUAUCUUGGUGUCAAGGUUCAUGCUUGUGUGGGAGGUACCAGUGUCCGUGAGGAUCAACGAAUCCUUUCAAGUGGGGUUCAUGUUGUUGUGGGAACACCUGGACGUGUAUUUGACAUGUUGAGAAGACAGUCUCUCCGCCCUGAUCACAUUAAGAUGUUUGUAUUAGACGAGGCUGAUGAAAUGCUUUCCAGAGGUUUCAAGGAUCAGAUCUAUGAUAUCUUCCAGCUCUUGCCUCCUAAGAUUCAGGUUGGUGUUUUCUCUGCCACAAUGCCUCCUGAGGCUCUUGAGAUCACAAGGAAGUUCAUGAACAAACCUGUGAGGAUUCUUGUGAAACGUGAUGAACUGACCUUGGAAGGUAUCAAACAGUUUUAUGUGAAUGUGGAAAAGGAAGAAUGGAAGCUUGAGACCCUUUGCGAUCUGUAUGAAACCUUAGCCAUCACCCAGAGUGUGAUUUUUGUGAAUACACGUCGCAAAGUUGACUUGUUAACAGACCAGAUGCGAGGCAGAGACCAUACAGUCUCAGCCACCCAUGGUGACAUGGACCAGAACACUAGGGAUAUUAUAAUGCGUGAAUUCCGUUCUGGUUCCUCGCGUGUUCUCAUCACCACCGAUCUUUUAGCCAGAGGAAUUGAUGUCCAACAAGUCUCCCUUGUCAUAAAUUAUGACCUCCCCACUCAACCUGAGAAUUAUCUUCAUCGUAUUGGACGUAGUGGACGGUUUGGUAGGAAGGGUGUUGCAAUCAACUUUACGACCAAGGAUGAUGAGAGAAUGUUGUCUGACAUUCAGAGGUUUUAUAACGUGGUAAUUGAGGAGCUUCCAGCAAAUGUCGCUGAUCUCCUGUAAGCUUUUUUCGGCUCUAAUGGCUACAAGAAUCGAACAGCAGGCCGUUGUUUGCUUUGGCCAUUUCUCCACAAUUUACGCAAUUUUUCUUCUUUUUAUCGUUUUGAUUUAAUUUUAACUCUUUGUUUUGUUUGUUUAUUUAGUUUGAUAGUUUUAGUGUAGUGCUGAACUAAUGAGUAAUACACAUUAGAUUGUCUUAUUUAUCAUCAUAUACAGUGGUGCGCUUUUGCUAGUC